UUCUUGCUACCGCCUGCCUAUUCAUAAAAGAGAGAGAGACGCAAUCUUUGCUCUGUAUCUUAGAGGUUUCCUUCUCUCCUCUUCUCCACUUUCUAAUUAAAAUCUGUAUCAUUCAAUCGCAAAGAUUCGAUUCAUAAAAACCGAACCUUUAAUUCAUCUUGGAGGAGGGUUUCGUAAUCUCUUCUUUUAUGGUUUUGAUUCCUUGGAAUCGAUCAUUCCCGAGUCUGAUCCUCUCGCUUCUCAUCAUUCUAACAAUCGAGAAACCCGACCCGGAAGCCAUGAGAGUCCACCCAAUCCCCAGAAACCUUAACAACACCUUGAUCCACCACCACCAUCAUCGUAACCCGACCCGAGAACCCGGAAAGAAUCUGCGUCGUUUACCGCACAUCUUCAGCCGCGUUCUUGAGCUUCCGUUAAGGUCCGAAGCAGAUGUUGCCGUGGAGGAGAAACACGAUUGUUUCAGAUUCGUGGCGGAGACGGAGGGUCUCUGCGACGGCGGGGAGAUGAGGGCUUACGUGGUGGAUAUCCAUCCGGGUAUAACCAAGAUCGUUGUGAGGACAAAUGGGUUGUCUUUGGGGUUGUCGCUGGACGAGUUGGAGCUCGACAUGUGGCGUUUUAGGCUUCCGGAGACGACCAGGCCUGAGCUUGUUACGGUGGUUUGUGUUGAUGGGAUUUUGAUUGUUACCGUCCCCAAGAUGGUUCCAGAGGAGGAAGAUGGUGGUUUUGGACAAGGUAUGGCAAGUGGGAGGCUUGUUCUUGUUCAGUAAUGCUUUGGAACAAAAAAAUUUACAGUUUGGUUGUGUAAUGAUAUGAUUAUGAUGUCUUUUAAAAGAUUUGCUUUUCGUUUCUUUCAUAUAUUGUUGUUAGCCUUACUUUUUUGUUGGCAAUUUAGUUGAAAUAAAAAAAAAAGACAGGUUGAGA
Brassica napus (rape) is the source of this 921-nucleotide messenger RNA. RefSeq lists its product as uncharacterized. Bases 189 to 767 code for a protein of 192 amino acids. The transcript has a single exon. The record is from RefSeq and is a predicted model, not a curated record. NCBI's taxonomy places the organism in Eukaryota, Viridiplantae, Streptophyta, Magnoliopsida, Brassicales, Brassicaceae.